Messenger RNA from Seriola dumerili (greater amberjack), 897 nucleotides. Its product is annotated as TANK-binding kinase 1-binding protein 1-like. The transcript has 6 exons. Gene Ontology annotation, biological process: canonical NF-kappaB signal transduction. Lineage: Eukaryota; Metazoa; Chordata; Actinopteri; Carangiformes; Carangidae. Gene Ontology annotation, cellular component: cytoplasm. The record is from RefSeq and is a predicted model, not a curated record. The coding region runs from base 1 to 897 and encodes 298 amino acids.
AUGGUUUCUCGUCCUACCCCAGCUCCUCAUCGUCUCUCCACCACCUCCCCCCAAUCCUCCUCAUUCUCCCCUGAUAAGUUUCUUCCCACCCCCUCUCCUUCUCUGUCCCUAUGCGACGGCUCCAACUGUCAUCAACCAACCAGCAGCCGUCUACGAGCAAAGUUUCAGGGUCGCCGUAGUUACUCUGAGGUGUCUGACCCAUCAGCCAUCCAGAGGCCCCCAACACGCCUGAUGAGGGACCCAGUAGCCACCCUCCCCAAGCCAAGGUCAAUUCUGGGCGAGACACAGAUUUAUGGCCAAACCAAACCUCAGCUCCGUACCUCCUUGGUGGGCCUGGUCAGACCGGCCUCAGCUCAUGGAGCUGGAGCGGAGAGAGGGGGAGGAGAGAGGGGUACUGGCAGUAGUCUGAGCAGCAACCCUCAUCUCUGUGCUCUGGACCUGGGCUUUCCUAUGGCUGCUGAGGUGCAUCACUUCUGUCACCUUGACAUUCCACCUGAGCCCACCCCACUGGUGACACCACCACAGUCCUCGGAUGAUGAAGAGGAUGUAUGUACAUAUCUAUCGCCGGUUGCCAGCCCACCUCGGACUCUGGGCGCAAUUGGGAUUGGCUCAUCACCUAGAGAACAGCCCCUCCACCCCUUGUUCCAAUCUCCAAGGAAACAGCCCCGCCAUCCCUCCUUCUCGGCACCCGAGGGCCCUGCCACUCUCUCCUGCCAUCUGCCUCCCUACAUGAACACAGAGCAUGCUCAGUCAUGGCCCUCCAUUAACUUAUGGAUGGAGUCAGAGGAGAGUGUUGCUCGCAGCUGUCCUUUGUGUCAGCUGACUUUCCCAACUGGUUAUCCUGAUGACGCCCUCAUUAAACACAUCGACUCCCACCUGGAAAACAGCAAGAUCUGA